Molecule: messenger RNA, 2571 nt
Organism: Solea solea (common sole)
Lineage: Eukaryota; Metazoa; Chordata; Actinopteri; Pleuronectiformes; Soleidae
Product: protocadherin alpha-3-like
Exons: 3
Coding region: 1-2571 (856 amino acids)
Biological process (GO): homophilic cell-cell adhesion
Cellular component (GO): plasma membrane
Molecular function (GO): calcium ion binding
Source: RefSeq, a predicted model, not a curated record
AUGGCGCUCAAAAGGUUUGACUUUGAAACACUGAAAACGUUCCAGUUCCACGUUGUUGCCUCUGAUUCUGGAACUCCGUCACUGAGCAGCAACGUCACAGUGAACGUGUUCAUUCUGGAUCAGAACGACAACGCUCCAGUCAUCCUGUAUCCAGUCAGCUCCAACGGUUCUGCUGAAGGUGUGGAGGAGAUUCCCCGCAAUGUGAACGCAGGAUACGUGGUGACUAAAGUCAGAGCCUACGACGCUGAUAUAGGAUAUAACGGCUGGUUACUGUUUUCUCUGCAGGAAGUUACUGAGCACAGUCUCUUUACUUUGGACCGCUAUACAGGACAGAUCAAAACACUACGUCCAUUCACAGAGACAGACGAGGCUGAGCAUAAACUGGUCAUACUGGUCAAAGACAAUGGGAACAUUUCACUCUCAGCAACAGCUACUGUCAUUGUCAAAGUUGUGGAGCCCAAAGAAGCUUUUGCAGCUUCUGAUGUUAAAAAUUCCGGAACUCCGUCACUGAGCAGCAACGUCACAGUGAACGUGUUCAUUCUGGAUCAGAACGACAACGCUCCAGUCAUCCUGUAUCCAGUCAGCUCGAACGGUUCUGCUCAAGGUGUGGAGGAGAUUCCCCGCAAUGUGAACGCAGGAUACGUGGUGACUAAAGUCAGAGCCUAUGACGCUGAUAUAGGAUAUAACGUGCACAAAGCAGGAGAGCGUGUGUCCGCCGAGUUAGUGCUGCAGAAAGCUUUAGACCGAGAGAAGCAGCCUGUCAUCACCAUGACACUGACGGCUGUCGAUGGGGGAAAUCCUCCUAAGUCAGGAACCUCGCAGCUCACAAUUAAUGUUUUAGACAACAAUGAUAACAUUCCGAUAUUCAGCGAAAGCUUGUAUAAGACAAAAAUUCCAGAAAACACGCCCGUGGGUACAACAGUGAUGGCGGUGAAUGCCACAGAUGCAGAUGAGGGCCUGAACGGUGAGAUUGUGUUUUCACUAAGAAGCAAGGAUCAAGAUCGUGUGCUUGAUAUAUUUGAAAUUGAAAGCCAAACGGGUGUCAUUAAGGUAAAAGGCAACAUAGACUUCGAAGAAAGAAAGGCGUUUGAAAUACGUGUAGAAGCCAGUGAUAAAGGACAGCCUCCGAUGUCUGCUCAUUGUAAAGUGCUGGUGGAAGUGAUAGACCUGAACGACAAUGCUCCUGACAUCACUGUGACGUCACUACUGAACACAGUGAAAGAGGACUCUAAUGUCGGUACCGUGGUUGCACUUGUGUCAAUAGUAGAUAAAGAUGGUGGGAAAAACGGUGAGGUAAAUGUCCAUAUUAAAAAUGAGGUACCAUUCAAGCUCGAGACAAACUAUAAAAACUAUUAUUCUUUGUUAGUUGAUGGACCGCUGGACAGGGAGACUGUUUCCAACUACAACGUUACAAUAGUCGCCACGGACAAAGGAGCCCCACCAUUGACUAGCACGAGUGUAGUUUAUUUACGCGUUUCUGAUGUUAACGACAACGCACCGUGGUUCGCGAAUCCCUUCAUCAAUGUUUAUGUGAAUGAGAACAGUCCAGUGGGAGCAAUUAUUAAAACAGUGAUUGCAACUGACGCUGACAUUAACCAGAACAGCCAGGUGACAUAUUCACUGUUACAAACUAACAGUGCUAAUAGUGAUUUGUUACCGUUUUCUACAAUGGUGAAUAUUAACUCAGAGACUGGAGAUAUAAUCACUCUACAGUCUUUUAACUUCGAGGAGUUAAAAACGCUUCAGUUCAAAGUUCAGGCCACAGACUCUGGUGUUCCUCCGCUCAGCAGCAACGUGACAGUGAACGUUUUUAUCCUGGAUGAAAAUGACAACAGUCCCGUGGUUCUUGCGCCCUAUUCUGAGCACGGCUCCGUUAACAGUGAGAGCAUCCCCUAUAAUGUUGAAGCGGGACACAUUGUGGCAAAGAUCAGGGCUGUAGACGCAGACUCUGGAUACAACGCGCUGCUUUCCUAUCACCUCUCUGAGCCCAAAGGAAACAACCUUUUCCGGAUCGGAACCAGUACCGGGGAAAUCAAGACUAAGAGGAGAAUGAGUGACAAUGACCUGAAAACUCACCCCUUGGUGGUGCUGGUUUCUGAUAACGGAGAACCCUCCCUGUCAGCUACUGUGUCUAUAGAGGUGAUGGUGGUUGAAAGCUCAGCUGACAUCCAGACUCAGUUCAGACAUGUGCCCAUAAAGGACGAGAGCUUCACUUCACUAAACCUGUAUCUGCUGAUCGCCAUUGUGUCGGUGUCAGCCAUCUUUCUGCUCAGCCUCAUCAGUUUAAUAGCUGUCAAAUGCCACAGGACAGACAGCAGUUUCAGCAGGUACAGCGCCCCCAUGAUCACCACCCACCCUGACGGGAGCUGGUCUUACUCUAAAGCUACACAGCAGUAUGACGUCUGUUUCAGCUCAGACACGCUCAAGAGUGACGUGGUGGUUUUUCCCGCACCGUAUCCACCUGUAGAUGCGGAGCUGAUCAGUAUUAACGGAGGAGACACGUUUACCAGGACUCAGACUUUACCCAGUAACGAAAAGGUGAGUAAACAUAUAAAACGCUACGUUGUGUGA